Messenger RNA from Penaeus chinensis, 447 nucleotides. RefSeq names its product putative ribosomal RNA-processing protein 7 homolog B. The transcript is spliced from 3 exons. Gene Ontology annotation, cellular component: CURI complex; UTP-C complex. The record is from RefSeq and is a predicted model, not a curated record. Gene Ontology annotation, biological process: rRNA processing; ribosomal small subunit assembly. Lineage: Eukaryota; Metazoa; Arthropoda; Malacostraca; Decapoda; Penaeidae. The coding region runs from base 4 to 432 and encodes 142 amino acids.
UGUAUGGCACCCUUUAUUGCAGAGUGGUGUGCUAUGUAUAAUAAUUCUUAUAUAAGCAAGACAGUAAUGGCUGAAGAAAUCAAAAGUGUAAUGGAAGAUUUCGACAGAAGAAAAGAAUCCGAGAAAAAUGGGAGCACAGAGCCAGAUGAGGACGGUUGGGUUACUGUAGUCAAUACGAAAAAGAAGCCUCGACAAGUAAAAGUUGACGAAUUGAAACAGAAGAGGAAUAGAAAGAAGAAAAAGCAGCAAAAGUUGGUCAACUUCUACAGUUUCCAGGACAGACAGACAAAAAUGGACCAUCUUGCACAACUUCGGAAGAAAUUUGAGGAAGAUAAGAAGAGGAUAACUCAAAUGAGGACAUCAAGAAAUUCAAACCAUACUGAAGCAGUUGGCGAAUCGGAGUAUAGCAUUGUGGAUGACAGGAUCUAUUAAAUCUUUAUCACUGGU